ACGCAUCAGCAGAUGACCAAUUAAAUUUUCAUGUAUUCGUUCGUUUUUUUUUUUUUUUUUUUUUUUUUUUUUUUUGCACUUUUUUAUGUCACUCAUGAACCGGAAAUGCCGCCAAGGUUUCUGUUCGAGCACAAACAAUUUCAGCUCAGUCGCAAUGGAUCAGUGGACGGGCGUGCAUCGGGCGUUCAUAAUACGCGCCUAUUAUAGAAAUAAUGAUUCCAUAAGCACAGCGCAGCGCAUGUUUAAGAAACAGUUCAGCAUUUAUCAGAUUCCGCCCACAAAUGUGAUCAAGAGCUGGCUGCGGCACUUCGAGUGCACGGGCUCCUCUCAAGCGGGCGGCUGCACGGCGCGUUCCUCUCUUCCCCAAAUCUUCUGCACCAUUUGCAAUCAGUGCCUGAGCAAUGAGAAGAAUUUCAGCAGCUCCAUCAAAUAGUUUAACUUGAUUUUAAGUAUUCAAUUCUUUUCUAUAGCUUAGUUUACUCUUCUUCUUCUUCCUCAAUGUUUUAUAUAAUAAACAUGCACUUUUGUUCUAUUCUGCUAAUUAACAAGUUUGCUGAACAUUUUAUAUCAACACUUUUGACUGCUGCCAGCCUGCCAGGCUGCUUUGUGUGGUGUGGCAUAUCAAACGCUCGACAUUUUCACCCUCUGACGGAGGUUCUCGCACAUUUGUCUGUCAUGCUUGGCAAAAGAACGUCGCUGCGCUUGGUUUCGUGCGAAAUUGAAAGAGAUCCCAAAUUCUUUUGACUGACAAAUGUCUAAAUUUUGCAGCACUUUUUUAUAUAAAUAUAUACCGAAUAUAUAUAUGUGCUUUAUUUGAUUGUUAAAUAUUUUUGUACUUAUAUAUUAUAUAUUGACCUACAAUAUUAAUAGCACGG
Drosophila mojavensis is the source of this 875-nucleotide messenger RNA. RefSeq lists its product as uncharacterized. The coding region runs from base 86 to 433 and encodes 115 amino acids. Lineage: Eukaryota; Metazoa; Arthropoda; Insecta; Diptera; Drosophilidae. The transcript has 2 exons. The record is from RefSeq and is a predicted model, not a curated record.